AUUCUUCAUCAAUUAAAGUAUGGACUCAACUUGGACAAUUGAAAUUAAAAACUUUCAUGAGAGUACUUGCUGAAAAAACUGAUAUUGGCACUAAUGAUUAUGAAGUAUCUACAAUUACCAGAUAUCAGUCUCUAUCUGGAAUUGCUACAAAUCUUGCUUCAAGUAUGUCUUCUACUUUGACAACUCAAGAUGCUUCUCUACUUACACCACAACCAGCAAAUUCACAUGAAUUUCAAAAUCCUAAAGUUCCUUUACAAGAAUUACCAUUAGUUUUAAAUCAAAAUCACGAAAUGCAAGAAUUUUUUCAAAGAAAUUUGUUUAUGAAUUCUAAUAUAUUUAAGUAG
Molecule: messenger RNA, 344 nt
Organism: Racocetra persica
Lineage: Eukaryota; Fungi; Glomeromycota; Glomeromycetes; Diversisporales; Gigasporaceae
Source: the annotation of a GenBank genome assembly